GAUUUCUUCCAUUCGUUCGUUCAUUCAUCGACAUUGUCUCCAUUCAAUUCGGGCACUUGAUACUUGUGAUUCUCAAUUGUUGAGUUUGGUGUCGGAUUCUGAUAUAAGCACUCAAGCUGCGUAUCGUCCAUAAAGAUGGAGGAAGUAAGCACCAGUCAUCCAUUGGUUUGGAUUGAUUGUGAGAUGACAGGACUGGAUGUUGAAAACGAUGUCAUUAUUGAAAUCUCAUGUGUGAUUACAAAUGGAAAUUUGGAGGUGAUGGAUGAGAAAGGCUGGAAUGCUGUGAUUCAUCAGGAUCAAGAGACGAUGGAUAAAAUGGACGAAUGGUGUACCACAACCCACGCCUCCACUGGCUUGACCUCCGAAGUUCUCUCCUCGACCACCACUCCCACGGAAGCUGCCGAAUCUCUCCUCCAGUACAUCAAAUCAUGGGUUCCCGAACCCCGUCGCGCAUUACUCGCUGGAAAUAGUGUUCAUGCGGACAAAGCAUUCUUGAGCAAAGGACCCUACAAACAAGUAAUCGAGCAUCUGCAUUAUCGAAUCUUGGACGUGAGCAGUAUUAAAGAAGCUGCCAAGCGUUGGUGCGAUCUACGAGUCUUGGUGGAUCAACCAAAGAAACAGGGGAAACAUCGAGGGAGAGAAGAUAUCUUGGAGAGUAUUGAUGAGGCACGAUAUUGGAAGGAGAGGGUUUUUCAACCAGUACCUGUUGCGAAGUGAGGGUUUGGUAGGAUGAGUCUUCACAUGCUGCAUUUCUGAGAUUGUUGGGCAUGAACAGGUUCUUUCGUGGCAUUGAUGAGUGGGAUGAUGAUGGUGAUACUUUGUGGUGAUGAUGUUGGUUGCAGAGUGAUACCCCCAACGAAGAGAAUGGAGGGCUGCA
This is a messenger RNA of Botrytis cinerea B05.10, 877 nucleotides long. It is a transcript of the gene Bcrex2, whose product is annotated as Bcrex2. Bases 136 to 717 code for a protein of 193 amino acids. The transcript has 3 exons. Lineage: Eukaryota; Fungi; Ascomycota; Leotiomycetes; Helotiales; Sclerotiniaceae. The record is from RefSeq and is a predicted model, not a curated record. Gene Ontology annotation, molecular function: nucleic acid binding; 3'-5'-RNA exonuclease activity. Gene Ontology annotation, cellular component: mitochondrion.